This is a messenger RNA of Erigeron canadensis, 1358 nucleotides long. Its product is annotated as ethylene-responsive transcription factor CRF1-like. The record is from RefSeq and is a predicted model, not a curated record. The transcript has a single exon. NCBI's taxonomy places the organism in Eukaryota, Viridiplantae, Streptophyta, Magnoliopsida, Asterales, Asteraceae. The coding region runs from base 148 to 1167 and encodes 339 amino acids. Gene Ontology annotation, biological process: regulation of DNA-templated transcription. Gene Ontology annotation, molecular function: DNA binding; DNA-binding transcription factor activity.
UCUACUCCUUUCCCCCCUUUUUUCUUUCCCUCCAUAACAAAAAAAAAGAGGGAAAUCUUUUUCAUUUCCCGCCAAAAGAAAUUACUUAUUUAUUUAUUCCUUUGUUUUCUUGAUUUUUGUUUGUUAUAUAUCAAUUUCGGUUUUUUCAUGGAGAAAAAAAGUGUGGUGAAAAAAUAUUCAAAACAUUUAGUAUCGACAAACAUGGAGUGUUCUCCGACAACAAAAGCAACGUUGUCAAACCCGAAAAUUGUUCGGAUCACGCUGACCGAUCCAUACGCCACAGAUUCUUCAGAUGAUGAAGAUGAUAUUCAAGAAGAAGAAAAAGGGUCAACAAAAAAAGUCAAAAAAUACGUGUUUGAAAUCUCCGUCAGGUCUCCGUCAACCCCCGUUAAGUCUUCGUCAACCCCCAUCAAGUCUCUGUCAACAAAAGCAGUACAAAAUGACCUGUUUGAAGUUUCAGUUAACGGUCCGACAACACACGUUAAGUAUCCUGUAUCUGCCGUUACGUAUCCGUCAACAUCCGUUAAGUCUCCGUCAACCACCAGUAAGUUUUGGCCAACAAAAAUAGUAAAAAAUGAGUUGUUUGAUGUCACAGUUAACGAUCCGUCAACAGCCGUUAAGUAUCCGCUAUCUGCCGUUAAGUAUCCGUCGACUUCCGUCAAAUCUCCGUUACCCACCGUUAAGUCUCGGUUGUCUAGAUUAAAACAAAACAGGACCCACGUGAGGAGCACGUGGCCGGCUGGAAAGAAAUACAGGGGAGUACGGCGGCGGCCAUGGGGACGAUGGGCGGCGGAGAUCCGUGACCCGUAUCAAAGAAAACGGGUAUGGUUAGGAACCUAUGAUACACCAGAAGAAGCAGCAAGUGUUUAUGAUAACGCUGCCGUUAUCUUGAAAGGAGAAAACGCCGUUACUAAUUUCCCUAAAGUAACGGAGACCGUUAAAAAGGUACCGAGAAACGACAUCGUUCUGUCUCCAACUUCUGUUCUUCCUUUUGAUGAUCCGUUUGAUGGGUUUGUUGGAACAUAUGGUGACGUGGAUGCAUUUGGUUUUGAGAUUGGCGGGUCGGGUUCCGAUUGUUUUACAGGUUUUGGAGGUCCGAUUAGAUAUAAUUGUGCUCCGGAGUUUGGGGAUUUUGAUAUUGAAGACUUUCUUGUUGACAUUAGUUGAAACUAUUAUUAAUUAAUUAAAUUAAUUAUUAAUUAAGGUAAUUAAGGUUGUUAAUUGUAGGUAGUAUUUAUUACAGUAUAAAAGUAAAAACGAUGUAGGUGAUGAAAAAUACGAGUAUAUGUUUCAGCAAUUUUGUGUAUUUGUGUUAUAUGAAGAAAAUUAUAAUAAUUAUUAUUAUUCUUCUAUGGGUA